AAGGGUAUAGACCCUUUCCGACCCCUCGAACAAGCUUUUUGGCACAGCAUCAACUGCUUGUCCAGAAGCACUGACAACUCCACCAAACUCCAUGCCUUGAUGGCUGGAGAAGUAUCUGACAAAGAGAAGGCCCAGUACCGACGCAUAUACAACGCGAUCGUGAGCUAUGUCCCGCAGUUGGGCCAAUUGGCCAAACAGCCAGGCAAUGGUGACCUUGCAAACAAGGCACUCGAGACGGCAACUUUACAGAUGAAUAAGGCUGGUGCACAAGGACGCAGUGACGACACCAACAGCAUCAAAGGCCAGAUCCUCAAAUUCAUUCCAAAGCUCCUCAAUGCUGGCCUUGUCCCUCCGCUCUCUGAAGUCACAAAGACUGGACGAGGGUUUGAUCACCCCCAAACAGCAUUCUAUCUGAUGCCUGCACGCUGGGUCAGUGAAUGGAAAAAAGAUGCUGACGGAACCUUUUGCAAACUGAAAGAUGGACGGCUGAGCAUCAGCGCAGAUCUGAUGCCGGCAUUCAUGUACCAAGAUCCCGAUUUGUAUAAUCGUCUCCAGCCAUAUGAAGGAUUUGCGCAUGGGCAUAUUCUCAUCCACGUUGCCCAAACGUUAUACACGUGCCCGUUGUCCGUCGAUAGGAUAAGUGGCACAAUCAACCCCCGCAGCAAUGCCCGAAAGCUUGGCAUCCAGCGCAUGACGCCAAUGCUAAUUGCUUACGCCGCCGCACAUGUACGUCAAGUGAACACUACUAUUGCCAUACUUAUUUCUAUUGCAGACACGAUUUGCCCUGGGCUCGACGAAAAGCUGGGACACCGAGGGCAGUGA
This is a messenger RNA of Heterobasidion irregulare TC 32-1, 822 nucleotides long. RefSeq lists its product as uncharacterized. The annotation marks the transcript as partial. The record is from RefSeq and is a predicted model, not a curated record. The transcript has 5 exons. NCBI's taxonomy places the organism in Eukaryota, Fungi, Basidiomycota, Agaricomycetes, Russulales, Bondarzewiaceae.